ACCUGCGCUAAGGUACAGUUAGCUUCAGUACGUUAUACAUACAUAUUGCUUUUUUUAUUCAAUUUUCGAGGUCUUAUUGUUCAUUAACAUGAAUUCGUAUCACACUUUGGAACUGGUGGGAGAAGGUUCAUUUGGUCGAGUUCAUAAAGGAAUCACCAAAUUUACAGGACAAGUGGUGGCUCUGAAGUUCAUUCCAAAGAUGGGACGCUCAAAGAAAGAGCUGCAAAGUCUCAAGAAGGAAAUUGACAUCAUGAGUAACCUUGAACAUCCAAACAUUGUGAAACUUUUUGACAGCUUUGAAACUGAAACAGAGGUAGUUGUUGUGACCGAGUAUGCCGAAGGUCAAUUGUUCCAGAUUAUUGAAGAUGAUGGGAGUUUACCAGAAUGUCAGGUUUGUGAGAUUGCCUGCCAGCUCGUCUCAGCUCUAUAUUAUUUGCACUCCCGCCGUAUUCUUCAUCGAGAUAUGAAGCCACAAAAUAUCCUCUUUGAUAAAAAUGGUGUGGUGAAACUUUGCGACUUUGGAUUUGCACGAGCAAUGAGUGUCUCUACCAUGGUGCUGACGUCUAUUAAGGGAACACCACUGUACAUGUCCCCUGAGUUAGUGGCAGAGAAGCCUUAUGAUCACACUGCUGACCUCUGGUCUCUGGGUUGCAUUCUUUAUGAACUCCACACAGGGGCGCCUCCAUUCUACACUAAUUCAAUUUUCCACUUGGUGCAGCUCAUUGUCAAAGACCCCAUUAAAUGGCCUGACACUAUGAGCAGCACAUGCAUGAGUUUUCUGAAAGGUUUGUUGACCAAAGACCCUCAGAAGCGACUGUCAUGGCCAGACCUCCUGCACCAUCCUUUUGUUGCUGAUGGUGUUCAAGUGAUUCCAGACACGGAUGUUUUCAGUCCUCUGACUGUCACACCUGACCCAGACAUGUUGGCGCUGAAACUUAAACAAAUGGCAGAAAAGACAUCCCUAAACUCCGGGGAGAGCAGAAUAUUGAGAACGUUUAAAGAACAGAGAAGCAAAAGUAGCACCAAGAAAGCAACUGAAUGUGCUAAAGAUAUGAUGGAUGAACUGAGAAGUGAAAAAGGCAAUCCUGCAUUGACUGUAGCGCCCCCUAGAGAUACAUAUUCAGCUCCAACUCCGUGGACUUUGACAGUCCCUCCAAGUACAUGUCUGAAGAAUCAUGCUGCUGUGAGAUCAAAUCUAGAAAACAGGGGUCCUAUCAGUCAGGACUACGAACGAGAGUUCCCUUCAGUAGAGGUCGGGCCACGACUAAACCGGAGGACACUCAGUUAUGACAUUAUAACGGAACUAGAAAUAUUUUCAGACAGCGACAGUGAGGAAUUCUGGGAGAAGCUUGUUGAGGAGUUAGAAUCAAGCCAACACAAGAAAGACCCAUUAGACUACAACACCAUUAUUGUUAAACUGAAAAACACAAUUGUGCUGUUUAAACAACAGUUAGGUGAAGGUGUCCUGAAAAACAUGCAGUCCAUUCACCUUCCAUUGAGGGCCCUUGAGAGCCUGCUUCUAAACUCUGACCAUACCAUGAGGAACCACAUUGGUAGGGAACUUGGAUUGCCAUGUGUCCUUAUUGACUUGGUGCAUAACUCUGUGGAGAAUCCAUAUUUUGUUGAGCAACCGUGGGGCCUGCAAUCAGUCGGCCAAAUGAUUGUCGUUCUGCUGAUAUACUGCGACAAGAACAAUGACAGCUUGAGAGCGGAAAAUGGACCUGAACAAUUCAUCAAUCCCUUCAUGACGAUUCUUAAUCAAGCAGACCUCUACCCCUUAGCCCCUCUUGCUGCAAGCAUAUUAUCGGUGCUUACUCAACAAAACUUUCCGGUUAAGGCUGACUUGAAUGGUCUUACUUCCUUGCUGAAAGAAUUGGUGUCUGGUUCACGUAAGGUCCAACUUCCACUUCCACCUGGCUGGGGACUCUGUGAUGGCCUCCUGUCUUUACUACUACACACUCUCACUGAGAAUGAUGAUGACGACAUCCCAUUAUGUUGGGAUCCACGCGUGUGUCAUCACAUUUGGCAAGUGAUGGGCACCGCUUUGACAAGGACAAAUGCAUACGUGGACCUCUGUUCAACAAAUGGACUGCAUUAUCUUAUGUCUGUGACAUUGUUCCUCUUCUCCAAGGAUCCCUAUUCAUAUAUUUCACUGUUUUGUGAGAGUCAGUCAACAUUUUUACACACUCUUGGCUGGCUGUUGAGCUCUGAAUGUUCUUUAUUCACUGACGGCCAUUCAGGUACGUUUGAGAAAAGUUUGAGCCACGAGAGCUUUAUCCAGUUUAGUUGCCACUUCCUGUGCCUUCCAUUUGCUUUGGAUUUGAAUUCUGAGACUACUUCGAGGAUAUUGCAAUUGUAUGACAGCUGUGGUGUUGUUCAGGGGCUUCUGCAGGUGAUUCAAACUCUUCCUUUUUCAUUAGUGGAGCUGCCACUGUCACUUCUACGGCGCUUGUUGCUCCAAGACCGUCAGCGCUUUGUUUCCCACUACUGCAAAGCUGCUCGGGGUUUUUUUGCGCCAGCACUGCCUCCAUCGGUUCAGCAGACAAGGACCAGAACCGUCAGUUGUUUGCUGUGUGAUUUGCUGCUGCAGGAGGAGCUAGGCGAAACUGCUGUAGAACUCCUAUCCCUGUUAUACGUCCUAACCCGAUUUUGGCCUCACUCUGGCCAUCUCCAACUUCAUCUUGAACCGACCGUUUUGCGCCAGGCGCUUGCUCACUCUUAUGACCCCAUCAGGGCCGCCACAUGCAAAGUUCUAGGAAAUUUGUAUCCAUUCAAAUCUCCAAAUAUGCCUGAUUUGCAGCUUAGCAUUUUUAAAAGAAUGAUAAACCUUCUUGAAGAUUCUAAUUCGCAUGUGCGGCGGGCAGCUUGCUUGUCAGUUGGCAAAUGGUUGGGUUAUAUUGCAUUUGAGUUUAACACGGCAAGGCCCAAUGAACGUGUAGGGAACAUUACAGAGUGGUUGAAAGUGAAGGACAAUGAUGCACACGAGGGUUCAAGCAGGGAGACAAAAGAGAGCAAUUUAAGGAAAGGCGAGAUGAGUCAGUGGUUAGAAGAAGCCAGGAUGACGGCGGCCACGCUGGCAUCACUCACCUUGAACCCUGAUGCCCACACGCGCCUCCACGCCUGUGCAGCUCUAGGAAAUCUGCUACAUGUUCAGGGUGCCAUACCCCAGCUGCUGGAUAAAAGUGUGUCCAGAUUACUAUUGAGAGCUGCAUGCACAGAUUCUUACAGUGUUGUGAGAGAAGCCGCCAUUGCAACUUUAAGCUUGUACACGCAGCAGGACGCAAUACGACAGGUCUUAGAAUCACUGGAUGCCAGAGGCAAACUACUUCAGGCCCAGCAGGCUCCUCUGCAAUGUGACUAUCUCCCUCUUAUUAGACUGCUCGAAACAGAUAAGACUGGUACAAAUUAAUUGUACAUUUUGUGAUAUUAGUAAAUUAAUUCAUGUCUAACUGAAAAUAAGCAUAUCGCCGCAUGUUUUUGAAACUUAUGCAUGCACUGAUUAAGCUUUUUUUUAAUGAUACAAUAUACCGUAAUCAUGAUCUUAUACUAAAUGGCUGUCUGAAUUUUGAUAACAGAAUAACUAAAUAUAGCCAAGGCCUAAAAUU
Molecule: messenger RNA, 3605 nt
Organism: Corythoichthys intestinalis (scribbled pipefish)
Lineage: Eukaryota; Metazoa; Chordata; Actinopteri; Syngnathiformes; Syngnathidae
Gene: stk36
Product: serine/threonine kinase 36 (fused homolog, Drosophila)
Exons: 20
Coding region: 89-3409 (1106 amino acids)
Biological process (GO): protein phosphorylation
Cellular component (GO): cytoplasm
Molecular function (GO): protein kinase activity; ATP binding
Source: RefSeq, a predicted model, not a curated record